Molecule: messenger RNA, 1636 nt
Organism: Triticum aestivum (bread wheat)
Lineage: Eukaryota; Viridiplantae; Streptophyta; Magnoliopsida; Poales; Poaceae
Product: histone deacetylase 6
Exons: 8
Coding region: 181-1323 (380 amino acids)
Biological process (GO): epigenetic regulation of gene expression
Cellular component (GO): histone deacetylase complex; cytoplasm
Molecular function (GO): histone deacetylase activity
Source: RefSeq, a predicted model, not a curated record
AAAAAUCCUGUUGGAUCUGUCAAAUUGUCCAAAACUGCUGAAGUAAAUCCCAGUUUAUCUUUCAAACCAUCCACAACAUGCGCUAAAACCCGUGACUAUCCAACUGUGAGCUCCUCACGUUUGAUCAAUAACAAGGAGUCAAGAGAAUCAAAUUUUUGUAUUUUGUAUGACUAUGAUGCGAUGAAGUGGCACCAGGAUGGUGACAAAGAUCAUUCUGCUGAAACGGCAUCAAGAAUUUCUGAAAUAAUGAAAAAGCUUGACGAAGACGGUGUCCUUGACAGGAUUGCGAGGGAGCCUUUUGUGAUGGCAAAUCGUCGCUUAGUGCUGGCUGUCCAUCAUAACUUGGAUUAUUUGGCAUUCGUCAACAGCCUUCCAAAGUCACAGAAGGAGCUGGAACUUAAAUUCAGUCAGUUUGCUGGCAUUAGCUUAUUUUCUUCGAAGGGAACACCCCAAGCAGUGUUUGCCGCUGCUGGUGCUGUUAUCAGGGGCUGUGAAUUAGUUGUAGGUGGAUAUUAUAAUCAAGCCUUUGCAGUGGUCAGGCCUCCGGGGCACCACGCUGAUAAAAGCUGGGCCGAAGGCUUUUGCUAUUUUAACAAUAUUGCAAUUGGUGCAAGGCAUCUGCUUGACCAUUAUCGAUUGAAGCGAAUUUUGGUGGUGGACUUUGAUGUCCACCACGGCAACGGUACUCAGGAGAUAUUUUAUGAUAAUAAGCAUGUCCUUUUCUUUUCGAGUCACUGUGGAGAUCUUACUUAUCCUAAGUCGAACAGUAAGGCAUCUCAUAUUGGAGAGGGUGCUGGCGAGGGCUACAAUAUCAAUUUUCCGUUGGCAGAGGGUUUUAAUGAGGAUGACCUACUUUAUGCUGUCAAUAAAAUUCUUCUCCCGGUGGCGACUAAGUUCGAUCCUGAGGUGGUGCUUGUUUCAGCUGGUUUCGAUGCUGGCAUUGAUGAUAUGGGUGGUUGCAAUGUCUCUUCUAAGGGUUUCGGAACAGUAGUGCGUAAGUUGCUGUGCCUUGCGGGAGGAAAGAUGGUUCUUGCUCUAGAAGGAGGUUACAAUCUGAAGCAUCUUCCGACGCACGUUUCUCACAGUAUACGUGCUAUCUUGGGGGACGAAGACGCCUUUUUCCCGGACUAUGAUCAGACAGACCAUCGUCCGAGCGAGAGCACCAUCAGUAUGGCAGACAACCUCCAGCUGAAAUUGAGUCCGUAUUGGGAUGUUUUCGUGGAAAAACCUCCAGGGCCAACACCUGAGGGCGAAACUCCGCCUCGUCCUGGUGCUGUCGGUGGGGAUCCCAGUGGUGCCCUUGGGAGUCACUCCAGCUCCUGAUGAUCCAAGUGGUGCUGGCGGUGUCGCUCCAGCUCACUACCACUUUGAGUUGUCUUCCUGGAGUGCUCUCUGUAUUACUCCCUCCGUUCCAAAAUAGAUGACUCAACUUUGUACUAACUUUAGUACAAAGUUGAGUCAUCUAUUUUAGAACGGAGGGAGUAUCUAGCUAGGCUAGAGCGAAAUGCGAGACCAGUUACUGGAUGAGAGUUCUACUUUUGUUCAGUUCACUGCAUAAAAGAUUCUGUUAUAAGAGUCAAAAUUGUUGUUACUCAUUGCUUUUACCCAUGAAUUGGCAUUGCCAAGUUUUCUCUCA